AAGUAUAACAUUCCCCCCAAAAAACAAAACCAAAAGCUGAAUCGAAUCACCAAAUUGCAAACCAUCUGUUAAUUUCACCGCAAACCAACGUACCACGAAUCUUUUCCCCCAUUUCAAUUUCAAUUUCAACCCGAAUAUCCCUUUAUUGUGGAUGGAAAAUUUGCAUUCCACUACCCAAGAAUCUAAACUUCUUUACUCGUUUUCUGUUCAUCAUCCCUAUAUAUACCCAGAUUGCGUAACCUUUCCAAUGCAGCAGAGUCCUUUUGGGUUUCAUUCUAAAUUGAAUUUGCUAGGGCUCUUUCUACAAUUUCAUUUUUUUAUAUUCAGGAUAUUUAUUGUUUGAUUUUAUUAAUCAAGAUUAAUAAAUUUACUACAAGUUUUCAACACUCCUAAGACGUAAAAUAUGGGCUUCCUGGGAAAUGAUCAUGAUGACGGUUUGCAGCAAUCACAAAUUGUGAUACGCAAUGGAAGAGAAGUUUUGCUUCAGGCUUUCAAUUGGGAGUCACAUAAACACGACUGGUGGAGAAAUUUGGAGAGAAAAGUACCCGAUAUGGCAAAGUCCGGGAUUACAUCAGCUUGGUUGCCACCUGCAACUCAAUCGUUUUCACGCGAAGGCUACCUUCCACAGAACCUCUAUUCUCUUAACUCUUCAUACGGAUCUGAACAUUUGCUUAAAACAUUACUAAAUAAAAUGAAGCAGUAUAAUAUUCGACCGAUGGCUGACAUUGUUAUCAAUCAUCGUGUGGGGACCACCCAAGGACAUGGCGGAAGGUAUAACCGUUAUGAUGGGAUACCGUUGUCAUGGGAUGAACGCGCUGUUACGUCGUGUACAGGUGGACGGGGUAACCGGAGUACUGGAGACAACUUUAACGGGGUUCCUAAUAUCGAUCAUAUGCAAGAUUUUGUUAGAAAAGAUAUUAUCGGUUGGCUAAAAUGGCUAAGAUAUACUGUUGGUUUUCAAGAUUUCCGUUUUGAUUUCGCAAGAGGUUAUUCGGCAAAAUACGUGAAAGAAUAUAUCGAGGGUGCAAAGCCAGUAUUUUGCGUUGGAGAAUAUUGGGACUCGUGCAACUAUAAAGGCACUUACUUGGAUUACAAUCAAGAUAGUCAUCGACAACGUAUUGUUAAUUGGAUUGAUGCCACAGGGCAGCUUUCUACAGCAUUUGACUUCACAACAAAAGGAAUUCUUCAGGAAGCUGUUAAGGGGCAACUUUGGCGUUUGCGUGACGCACAAGGAAAGCCGCCAGGUGUAAUGGGAUGGUGGCCUUCAAGAGCUGUAACGUUUCUUGACAAUCAUGACACCGGUUCCACUCAGGGUCAUUGGCCAUUUCCUUCAGAUCAUGUCAUGGAGGGCUACGCGUAUAUCCUGACGCAUCCAGGGAUACCCUCAAUCUUCUAUGACCAUUUCUAUGAUUGGGGCAGCAGCAUGCACGACCAAAUUGCGAAACUGAUUCAUAUUCGCAAGAAGCAAGACAUAAACAGCAGAUCCCCGAUUAGAAUCAUCGAGGCCCAAUCCAAUCUUUAUGCAGCUAUAAUCGGAGAGAAACUGUGCAUGAAAAUUGGUAGUGGUUCGUGGUGUCCCACAGGGCCCGAGUGGAAACUUGCAGCCCAUGGGCACCAAUAUGCAGUUUGGCAUAAGUAAAUCAACAAGGAUCAGCGUUUCCUACUACAUUGAAUAAAGUAGUCGAUCGGACAUUAUAUUGUUAUUUUGAAUAUUCUUUGCAACGGGAAUUAUAUCGGUCACACAUUGUGGGAACUUCUACAUUGACCUAUGUAUGAUUUUAUCCAAUAUGUUAAACAAUAUUUAUGCCUUGAUCAAUUCAUA
Helianthus annuus (common sunflower) is the source of this 1822-nucleotide messenger RNA. Its product is annotated as probable alpha-amylase 2. Gene Ontology annotation, molecular function: calcium ion binding; alpha-amylase activity. The record is from RefSeq and is a predicted model, not a curated record. The transcript is spliced from 13 exons. Bases 404 to 1639 code for a protein of 411 amino acids. Gene Ontology annotation, biological process: carbohydrate metabolic process. Lineage: Eukaryota; Viridiplantae; Streptophyta; Magnoliopsida; Asterales; Asteraceae.